GUAAACGUUCUCUGCUCUUGCUGUCAAAAGGGGGUCGCUAAAGCGGUUGUUCGUCAGGGGAGCAAACGCCACUAUGUACUUGAUUAUUUUCAACAUAGCUUGUACAACUUAGCUUCUUGGUUGGAUUUAAGAAUGCCCAACAAACUGACACCAACUGCGUUUUGCUGAAAAGUCAAUAUCAUCGCUCUGUCCGGUCUGAAUGCUAGGUAGCUAGCGCCGGGGACUAGCGUCAACAAUGCUAACCUUUAGCUUAGCUUUAGCAAGCUAGUACAUUUAAUUUAUUUUUGAAGACUGCUGUCGUGGAUGAAGACUAAGGAUAUUGCUGGAAUGAGUCAAUAUACUCCAAAGUUUUGACCUUCUUAACUGGUUUCUACAGCAGUUCUAUGUUGCAAUGAGAAGCGUUGGACUUGAGCUCUGAGUGCUCAGCGGCAUGAACUCGGUUUCCCCCAGCGCAGUACAGUACGUGGGGGUGGUGAUGCAGGAGGAGCUGGUGGAGAGCCGGAGGCCGCAGCCCCUCGAGCGGCAGGGCAGCUUCGGUCUCAGGCCGGCCCCGACCACAGAGCCCGGCAGAGAGGCCAACGGAGAGCCGGACGAGCUGGACAAACUGAAAUCCAAACUGAUGACAGCGUGGAACAACGUCAAAUAUGGCUGGACUGUCAAAUCUAAAACUUCAUUCAACAAAACCUCGCCAGUCAUCGUCCUGGGAAACUCCUAUCUGCUCAACAGUGAAGAUGAGGUGGAGCGGUUUCGUCUGGCCUUUGUCUCCAGGAUCUGGCUGACCUACAGGAGGGAGUUCCCUCAGCUGGACGGCUCCACCCUGACCACAGACUGUGGCUGGGGCUGCAUGCUGCGCAGCGGCCAGAUGCUGCUGGUGCAGGGGCUGCUGGUCCAUCUGAUGCCCAGAGACUGGGCUUGGCCAGACGCUCAGCAGCUCACUGAAGUGGACUUUGAGGUGUUCAGACCACGCUCCCCAGCCCGGGCAGGAGGGGUCCCCAUCCCCUCCUUUGGCUCUCCACGCGGAUCCAACACGCCUGAAAAGUCCCUGAUGAGUGAUCAGGUACCCAAGUGCAGCCAGAAGAAGAGACCUGAGUAUAGAAGGGACAGUCAGGGAGAGACCCUCCACCACAAGCUGGUCUCCUGGUUCGGGGAUCAGCCGCAUGCACCUUUCGGGCUUCACCAGCUGGUGGACAUCGGUAAAAGUUCAGGGAAGAAGGCUGGAGACUGGUACGGACCCUCUAUCGUGGCUCACAUACUACGGAAAGCAGUAGCCAAAACCUCUGUGCUCCACAACCUGGCUGUAUACGUGGCUCAGGAUUGUACUGUGUACAAAGAGGAUGUGGUGCAUUUGUGUGACCUGUCGCUGAGCCAGACCCCGCCUGACCCGUCCAGCCAGGCCUGGAAGUCUGUCCUCAUUCUGGUGCCUGUACGGCUCGGGGGGGAAGUCCUCAACCCGUCCUACAUCGAAUGUGUCAAGAACAUCCUGAAGCUGGAGUGUUGUAUUGGAAUCAUCGGAGGCAAACCGAAGCAUUCACUAUACUUCGUUGGCUUCCAAGACGAGCAGCUGCUGUAUCUGGACCCUCACUACUGCCAGCCUUUGGUGGAUGUGUCACAAGUCAACUUCUCACUGGAGUCGUUCCACUGUAGCUCUCCUAAGAAGAUGCCCUUCAACCGCAUGGAUCCCAGCUGUACCAUCGGCUUUUAUGCCAAGAACAAGAAGGACUUUGCGUCUCUAUGUUCUGCUGUCAGUGAGGCCCUGUCAUCAUCGAAGGAGAAGUACCCCAUCUUUACCUUCGUAGAGGGCAAGAGUCAGGAUUUUGGACUUGAGGGCCACGGCAGCAAUAACAGUGGACCUGCAGCCCACAUCCUGCCCCCCGGCAGACAGGGCAUGAUGAACAACAGAAGAAACAGUGAUGAGUUCGUCUUCCUGUAGGCACUGGGGAGGAUGCUCUCUCAGCUCUCACCAGUGGGGGGCAGACAGGACAUCUCACUCCCUCUCAAAAGGGAAAGACUGGAUUCUGUUUGCGGUACGUCUGCAAGGUGGAGAGGACGCAUUAUCGCCUGCACUGCUCAAACGAAAAAAACAAACAGUGUGGCUUCUGUCAUCACAUUUUGUGUGAUGGGUAUUAUAAGCUAACAGACACUAACGGGUGCUGUCUGCAGCAUUAUUUCACUGGGCAAAGGCAUGAUUUCAAAACGGAUCAUGGUUGGAAAUUUUCUGGUACUUAAAAUAUUCUUAAAACACUUGAUCAUACACCUAAAGUGAAGCAUAUAUGAGAAAACCCAAGCGCUUUAAAGUACUUCUAAAACACUGAAACUGUUUUUGUCCUGGUCUAAACUGGACAGGAAGUUGAUGUGGUCUCUACUUCAUGAUAUUUGAAAAGCUCUCUGGUCAGUCGGGGAAGGGGUUCUUGACUUGUAUGAUAUAUCAUCUGCUGAACAUCUCUUUAUUUUGCAUUCUUUACAUUUAUUUAUCUAGUUUAUGAACGUGUGUUUGCGUGUGAGCAAGUGAUGUUACUGUGGUUUAUUUGUAGGUCUUAAAUAAGUUCUCUGAUGGAUUAGGGAGUCUAUCAGGUUGAGUUUCACAGAGGUUUUAAAUUCAUGAAGAGCAUUUUGAAUUAAUAAAUUAAUUAUCGUGUUGCAUUCUGACCCAAACAUCACACAGAUGACAUGGGUCUUAAUCUAGGCAGGCUUUGCCCUUGAUUAUUGAUCAUUAAGAAUAUGAAACACUCCAGGAAAUCUCUGCUUAAUAUUCAAGGAUAAGGGUGGAAGUGAAUAUAAAUGAUGCCUUUAGUUUUAGCGUUAUAUGUAUCUGAACAUGGCAAACUGUAGCUUGUCUCAUAAAGCUGGAUUAUAAAGUAAUCUGGAUACAUUUGAAAAUUGAAACCCAGAACAGCUGUCUUUAAUUAUUUUUCAGCUUCUGGUCAGUUAUUCAGUCAAUGAGAUCGGCUGAAUAGAUAAUUAACCUUCAAGGUUUUGGUACGAUGUCUUUUGUGUUUAGAUUGUCUCUUUUCUGAGGGAAGGUUAUACUAAAAGUUGCACUAUACUACUGUUAUUUGGGUUGUUGUCCAGAUUAAACUUCAAACACUGGAAUCACA
Molecule: messenger RNA, 3095 nt
Organism: Gymnodraco acuticeps
Lineage: Eukaryota; Metazoa; Chordata; Actinopteri; Perciformes; Bathydraconidae
Gene: atg4da
Product: autophagy related 4D, cysteine peptidase a
Exons: 11
Coding region: 431-1930 (499 amino acids)
Molecular function (GO): protein-phosphatidylethanolamide deconjugating activity
Source: RefSeq, a predicted model, not a curated record